CUGGGGACCCCCGAGAGACCCGGUCUGGAGUUGCCUGCUGGAAGUCGCGGGGUCCCAGGUGUUUCGCGAAGCCCGCAGCCGCUGCUAUGGCCUGGACCAAGUACCAGCUGUUCCUGGCCGGGCUUAUGCUCGUCACCGGCUCCAUCAACACGCUCUCGGCCAAGUGGGCGGACAACUUCAUGGCCGAGGGCUGUGGAGGGAGCAAGGAGCACAGCUUCCAGCAUCCCUUCCUCCAGGCUGUGGGCAUGUUCCUGGGAGAGUUCUCCUGCCUAGCUGCCUUCUACCUCCUCCGGUGCCAAGCUUCAAGGCUGGGUGAUUCCAGUGACAACCCUCCGCAGACCUUCAACCCCCUCCUCUUCCUGCCCCCCGCCCUCUGCGACAUGACUGGGACCAGUAUCAUGUAUGUGGCUCUGAACAUGACCAGUGCCUCCAGCUUCCAGAUGCUGCGGGGAGCGGUCAUCAUAUUCACCGGCCUGCUCUCGGUGGCCUUCCUGGGCCGGAGGCUGGCGCUGAGCCAGUGGCUGGGCAUCCUUGCCACCAUCGCGGGGCUGGUGGUUGUGGGCCUGGCUGACCUCCUGAGCAAGCAUGACGACCAGCACAAGCUCAGUGAAGUGAUCACAGGGGACCUGCUGAUCAUCAUGGCCCAGGUCAUCGUGGCCAUCCAGAUGGUGCUGGAGGAGAAGUUCGUGUACAGACACAACGUGCACCCCCUGCAGGCAGUUGGCACUGAAGGCCUCUUCGGCUUCGUGAUCCUCUCCCUGCUGCUGGUGCCCAUGUACUACAUCCCCGCCGGCUCCUUCAGCGGGAACCCCCGGGGGGCCCUGGAGGACGCGCUGGACGCCUUCUGCCAGGUGGGCCAGCAGCCGCUCAUCGCGCUGGCUCUGCUGGGCAACAUCAGCAGCAUCGCCUUCUUCAACUUUGCGGGCAUCAGCGUCACCAAGGAGCUGAGCGCCACCACCCGCAUGGUGCUGGACAGCCUGCGGACCGUGGUCAUCUGGGCGCUGAGCCUGGUGCUGGGCUGGGAGGUCUUCCACCCGCUGCAGAUCCUGGGCUUCCUCAUCCUCUUGACUGGCACCGCCCUGUACAACGGGCUGCACCGCCCACUGCUGGACCUCCUGUCGCGGAGCCGGGACCCUGCAGCCGAGGGCGAGCAGGAAAGACUGCUGGGCGGCACCCGGGCCCCCAUCAACAGCAUCAGCUGAGCCUCCCACAAGGACUCCGCUGCCCCCGGCUGACCUCCUCCCCCUCCCCGAGGCUGAGGCUGCAAGACUGGUGGGCCGCAGGCACCCUGUCCCUCAGACUGCACCCCACCCCACCCCAUCCCCCAUUUCCUCACAGACCCUCAGCGUGUCUGCUGCCAAGUCCUCCUCUCCUCUCCCCAGCCCCUGAGGGGGCGGGGGUGUCUCGGGUGUGCCUCCUCAGAGCCCCACCUCAGCACAGAGCUAAGUCACAAGGCCGGGUUGGCACUCAUCACACCCCAGCGAUGCCUUCUGAAUGACGGACUAGACAACGAGAAGACAGGAGCGCUCGUGGACAAGUCCAAACCAGGGCUACACAUGGUGUGUCCCCAUCCUGUGAGCUACACCUACCAGGGGUCCCCCAAACCUGUCAGGAGAGCCUGUUUCAGCCCCGUGCGCCUGCUCCCUGGCCAGUUCACUGCCUGGCCCCUGAGCAUGGGCUUUCUGCUCUGUCAAACCACGUCGGCUCGGAGCCUCCGGUGCCCAGAGCCCAGCACCCUGUGGGCGUGUGGUGGUGACCAACAGGAGAAAGGAGCUCGAGGCCACAGGAAAAGCCCUUCAACCACAGAGCUGUCCACCCCCAAGGCCCAUUUCGGUGUCCCCACUCACACCCCUGUAUAGGCCCCCUACCUGGAAGAAGCUAGCAGGGGCAUUUCCAGCAGCCUCUGACAGUUUCUGAUUAAUCCAUCGCCUUCCUUUGUAAAGAGGAGGAAACAGGCCCACAGUUGUACGUUACUUGGCAACACACACACACAUGCCACACCUGUACCUCAGCCCGCUGGGUCCCCUGGCCCCAUAGGAAACUCUGGGUGAUGAUUCUGGUACGCAGUGAGCAGCAUGCAUGCUCUCAGUACCACCCUCUGCGGUGGCCACUAAGGAGGACACUGUCCCAGGAAAGUCAGGGACGACCCAGCAUUCCUGCCUGGUUUUCUCUGAUUCCUGCCUGGUUCCUCUGCAGUGGGAUUUCCCACGGCAGAUGGAGGCAUCGGGCACUGUGGUCCUCCCGGUGGUAACCGCCCCCUGCAUCAGCAGCCCUCAGCCCAGCCGAGGGUGACAGCCGUGUUUCUGACCCCUUGGCAUUUUCUGCAGCGCAAGUCCCGGGGAGACGGGACUGGAGAGUGAAGGUGGUACACACUACAACUCCUUGUCCUUUUUUUUUAAAGCAACCAGGGUCUUCGAAUGUUUGGGAUGUUCGCUCUUAAAAAGGAAAUUGGCAGUA
Molecule: messenger RNA, 2457 nt
Organism: Echinops telfairi (small Madagascar hedgehog)
Lineage: Eukaryota; Metazoa; Chordata; Mammalia; Afrosoricida; Tenrecidae
Gene: SLC35F6
Product: solute carrier family 35 member F6
Exons: 6
Coding region: 87-1202 (371 amino acids)
Biological process (GO): transmembrane transport
Cellular component (GO): intracellular membrane-bounded organelle; membrane
Molecular function (GO): transmembrane transporter activity
Source: RefSeq, a predicted model, not a curated record